GCUAGAGGGUGGUUCCCUGCAGGCUCCUGGCGGGAAUUCUCCGCUCUGGUCACGGUCGCCUCCCGCAGAGCCCAGGCGGAGUGUCGCGGCGCAGAGGGCACCUGCCAUCCCUUAGCUGUGCGUCACGGACGCGGGAAGGGGCGCGUCGUGAGAUCGCAGCCGUCCACGGGUGUCUGUGAGAGCGCGGGGGUUUUCUCAACCCCGUACCUGGCUGUGCGCAGCUCCUCCUGGGAGCACUCUCCUCAGCACACACUCCCAGUCAGAGUGCACAGACCUUGUUCCCGGUCCCUGUCUCUGCAGACCCCUCUCUGGAUACACAGCCCUCGGGGAGUCUUGUGAAGCCCGGGCAGCGGUUCCUGUCUUCUGACAGUAGCCACCGCUCUGUUUUUGGAGGCCUGCGCACCUGCUUCCUGUAUCUGGGGAAUUAGUCCCGCCAGAAAGCCAGUCACUGUUUACCACUGGACGGGCAUCAGGAGACCUGUUUUCUAACCCUGCUGUGUCACUGACGAGUUCUGUGAUCUUUGACGCUUAAGUGAAAAUGGUACAUGUUAGAAGACCUGAAACAAGGAGAAAUUCUAAAAGCCAAGUACCUGAGCAAAAAUCUCGAGUUGAUUGGCGUCGGACUAAAAGAAGUAUCUCAAAGCUUUUUGAUAGUGAUGACGAGCUUGAUAGUGAUGAGGAACUUGAACUUGAUAGUGAUGAGGAACUUGAACUUGAUAGUGAUGAAGAGCUUGAGAGUAGCAAGAAGCCUGGUAUUAAUGAAAUACCAGAGAAGGAAACAGAGCUUAAAUUAAUCAAAGUUGAAAGUGAGGGAAACAGCAGUAAGCCUCUUAGAAACACCGACAACAGUUCAACAGAGGAAGAAAAAAUGAUCACAAGUGAGCAUAAUGACUUGGCAGAUGAUGAAAAUCACUCAGGUCAAGAGGAGGAUGGUGCCAGCAAGCACAGCAAACAAGUCACAGAGGAGGAUGUGGAAGAUGAGUGCAUCAAGCCAGGAAAAAGAAAGAGGCUGUCUUCUGUAAUGUACGACAGUGAUGAGAGCGAUGACAGUGACGUCCCCGUUAGGAAAGCAGGUGCUAAACGUCCACCCAGGGUGGUCGAAGAAGAGUCUUCUUCAUUGGAGAUGGAAGGAGAAACCCCUGAAAAUUCAAUGGCUGCUCAAAAGCGAGAACACCACCAGAAGCUAAAGGAACUCUCAGAAAGAGCACGCCAGAGACAAAGACGCAAUAGUGGUAGAGGUUUUGAGGACUCUGAAAAGGAAUCUUGUUCAAGUACUGAUGAAGAUGUGGAUGAGGAUGCUUACAGAGAUGGAAAUGAAGAUGGCUAUGUGAUUGAUGACUUUGUAGUGCAAGAUGAGGAAGGGGAUGAAGAGAGUAAAAGUCAACAAGGAGAAAGUUUGACUACAUCACAGCUGAAAUUAGUAAAACAGAAUUCACUUUAUUCUUUUUACGACCACUAUACUCACUUUGAAACAGUUGUGAAGGCUCUUCUGAUCAAUGCUAUCGAUGGAUCUUUUCUAGAAACCUUGUAUGCUGGCAAAAGGAAGAAGUUAUAUGCAAAAGAUAUGUUGACGUCUCUUCAUUAUUUGGAUAACCACUUUAUUCAACCCCGUCUGGAGAGUUUAUUCUCUAGAAGUCGAUGGAAAGAGCAAUAUAAGGAGCGAGUUGAAAGCUACUCUAACUUACAAAUCCACACGAAGAACCCUGAGAACUGCUCCUGCCAGGCUUGUGGCCUGCAUCGCUACUGUAAAUUCUCAGUGCACCUCUCGGGAAACUUGUACAACAACAAGACAAUGGAGACAGAUGACUUCAUGUCCCACGACAAGCAGGUGUUUAUUGUUGGCAGAAUUUGUGCUAAUCGCACCAAAAUUUAUCAUAAACUAAAGCAUUUUAAAUUCAAACUGUACCAAGAAUGUUGCUCCCUUGCAAAAGAAAAAGAAGAAGAAUGUGCAGAUGAACAGGUUAAAGAAACAGUAGGAAGAAUCUUCAGUCAGUCAAAAGAAAAUGGCUGGAUUAAACAGAGAUAUGAUGAACUGCAAGAAUAUCUCAAUUCUGCGGAUCUUUUUCAAGAUGAGAAGUUUGAAUUGUAGCAUGUUUCCUUCAGAGAAGAUUUUUAUAAGUUUCCUUAAAUGCGAAGAUCAUGAGUAUUGUUUCUCUGUAUCAUGUGACAUUUGUUGUAUAAUCUGUGUGUAUUUUAUGGCAAAAUAUCUUGUUUAUAUACUCAUCUGAUUUUUAUGAAAUGCCACAGUGAAUUUCAAUAAAGCCUUCAUAGAUGUC
Molecule: messenger RNA, 2276 nt
Organism: Alexandromys fortis (reed vole)
Lineage: Eukaryota; Metazoa; Chordata; Mammalia; Rodentia; Cricetidae
Gene: Ccdc82
Product: coiled-coil domain containing 82
Exons: 9
Coding region: 539-2089 (516 amino acids)
Cellular component (GO): nucleus
Source: RefSeq, a predicted model, not a curated record